CGCCUUGAGCACCACGACCUCUGCAGUUUCCCCCAAAACCCCGACACAUCUACAUUAUGCGACGACGACCUCUCUGCACUUCGGCAUCACGUGUCACAGCCUCGCUGCUGCUGUCUUUCCUCGCGGCGAGUGCUGCGGAGCUUCCUCUGCUACCACUGCCGCCGACAUCGCCGCAUUUGCACAACACCGAGAGGGACUUCACACUUCGCCACAUUUACCACCAUGGCACCUACAAGUAUCCCGAGCUGCACCGCCGGCUCGACGUCCCGGAGAAGGCUGCAGUCUACAUGCUGGCAGACGAGGGCUCGGCCAAUCGGGAACCGGUGCCUGCCUUGCGCGCCAAGUCGGAGAUUAUGAGCAUCGAGAGGAUGGUGCACAGGGACAGGGACACCAUCGACGGCAUCUUGGACUAUGGACGAAUGAGGGGCAAGGCAGUGCAGCUGGCUGCUGAGGACUGGACUAUCGACGAGCUGCCUGGGCCAAAUGUCACCGACAAAGAGACCGUGCUCACAUUCGCCCGCAUGGCAUCCGAUGCCUACAUACUGGAGCCUGGUACGGGAGACUGGGAAGAUGUGAAGGGUGGCUUCAACUACACUGAAGACUUUGGCUGGGAGUCGGACGGCUUACGGGGUCACAUCUUCGCCGACACCGAGAACGCGACCGUUGUCAUCGGUUUGAAGGGGACGUCACCCGCCAUGUUCGACGGCUCAGAGACCACCACCAACGACAAGAUCAACGAUAAUCUGUAUUUCAGUUGCUGCUGCGGGCAGGGUGGCCAGUUCCUUUGGCGCCAAGUUUGCGACUGCCAGACAACUGCUUACACAUGCAACUCGACUUGCCUUGUCACUGCUCUGAGGGAGAAGAAUCGCUAUUACUCUGCAGCGCAGGACCUCUACCACAACGUCACAGCUCUGUACCCGCACGCCGAGGUGUGGUUUGCAGGGCACUCGCUUGGCGGCGCUGUUUCUUCCUUCCUUUCUCUGACGUACGGUCACCCGGCUCUCACUUUCGAAGCCGUCCCCGAAGCUCUGCCCGCUGCUCGACUUGGCUUGCCAACGCCCCCCGGCCAUGAAAUUGGCUCCAUGCAGCAACGCAAAAUGACUGGCGGCUUCCAUUUCGGCCACACAGCAGAUCCCAUCUUCAUGGGACAGUGUAACACAGCAACGAGCGUGUGUACGAUUGGCGGUUAUGCCAUGCAGAGUCUAUGCCACACCGGCAAGAAGUGCACAUACGAUACCGUAAAGGACUUUGGCUGGCGUGUUGGUAUCGGAACUCACAAGAUUGCCGAAGUCAUUCGCGACGUGAUCAUGAAGUACGACCAGCCAGCCAAGUGCGAACCGUACGUUAACUGCACCGACUGCUUCGCCUGGGACUAUUUCGAGAGUAACGGCACCGAAACAUCCACCUCCUCCAAAUCAAAACCAACAUCAACCUUAACUCUGACCCGCAGCACACGCACUCGCACCGAAACCUGCAAAACCCCCGGCUGGUGGGGCUGCCUCGACGAGUCCACCACCGCCAGUGCUACUACCACCACCACCACAACAUCCACCACCUCAACCUCGACCUGCAAAACCCCCGGCUGGUUCGGCUGCAAGGACAAAGACCCCUCCGAAGAAACCUCCACCACCACAAGCACAAUAACCACCCCCGCCCCCGCCCCUUCCGUCACCACUACCUCCCACACCCCCACCUCCUCCGCAGCGUCAUCCUGCAAGUACCCCGGCUGGUUCGGCGGCUGCCUCGACGGCGACGACCCACCCGGCCACUCGCACAGCACGCAUCGCUCCUCGGUGCCUGCGCCCACGGCGUCGGCGACGACGUGUACGGACGAGGGCUGGUUUGGGCUGAUUUGCUACGAUAAGACGAAGACUAAGACGAGGACGGGGAAGGCGUCGGGGUCGACAAAGGGCACGGAGAAGAUGGAGACUGCUACUGAGAGGAUGGAAAUGUAAUGACGCGUUUGAUAUUGCUGCUCUUAUGUACUGGCGCCUGUUUUUUGAUGGCUGGGAAGGGGGGGUGGGCAUUAUAUCCGGGCG
Messenger RNA from Boeremia exigua, 2039 nucleotides. Its product is annotated as autophagy related lipase Atg15. The coding region runs from base 57 to 1955 and encodes 632 amino acids. Gene Ontology annotation, molecular function: glycerophospholipase activity. The transcript has a single exon. The record is from RefSeq and is a predicted model, not a curated record. Gene Ontology annotation, biological process: piecemeal microautophagy of the nucleus; macroautophagy; multivesicular body membrane disassembly. Lineage: Eukaryota; Fungi; Ascomycota; Dothideomycetes; Pleosporales; Didymellaceae.